AUGUCAACCGGUAGCGAAGCGAGUGCUGGGAAUCUUUCCCAGAAGAAUGAAAGUGAUUCUCCUGGCAAUGAGGGGGCCAGUUGUGGUGCGUGUCGGCAGGUCGAUAAUAGUCGAAUGGUACAAUGCGACGAAUGUGAUGAGUGGUAUCACUAUGACUGUGUGAAUGUGAACGAUAGUAUUCAGGAUAAAGAUUGGAGCUGUAACGGAUGCGUCAGAACGUCGCUUGAGAAGGAACGAGCUUCACUGAAUAUACAGUUAAAGCGUCUUGAAGAGCAGCAGAAGCAGUGGCAACAAGAGCAACAAAAACGCUUGGAGCAGGAUGAGGAACGGCAGCGAAAGCUUGAGCAGCAGCAGAAAUUGCAGCAGCAAGGUGGGGAGCAGUUCGAUCCGUUGCAGAUAGCGAAGUUGCAGUUGCAGCAGCAAAGUAUGCAAGCGAGAGGUGCUACAAGUAAACCCAGUGAACUCCAAAAUCUGCAGAGUAGUGGAUUGGGCGCGACUCCAAAGCUACGACAGCAGUCAGUAGAGGUAGGUGCGAAAUGUACUGUUCCGGUACCAUCGAUAGAAGAUCGACGAGAUUCCGUGCCGUUAGCGAGUUCAACGGCAGAUGGUGUUAAUAUCGGCAAAGGUGACAGGGCUUCCGUGGCAUCGUCGAAGCAAUCAAAACGUUCAGCGAAGCUCCGUGAACAGCAGAUAAAAGCGUUAGAAGCAAGACAAGCGUUAGAAAAGAAACAGCUGGAAGAGCGGUUGGCGUUAGAAAAGGAAAUGUUGGAAAUGAGCGAUUCCGAUCUAGAGACUAUUGGAAGUGUCGAGAAGAUGGAUGAUUGGCUUGAACGAACAGACCAAAUGGGCCGGGAAUUACAAGAACCUUUGGAUGAAACGCCCCUACCGGUGUACGACAAAGUUACACAAGAACCGGUAAUGGUGUCGAAUCAUCAGAAAGUUUCUAGCAGACAAUAUCCAGAAGUGCCAUGCCAGCCGCAGCGUCCUUUCCAGGAUCAACAUUCUUUCCCACCGACGGUUACGCAACCAGUUCAAAGAAGUUGCGUUCCGAGUGACGUGUACCUCGAGCAUGACUUGUACGGUAGUGGAUUGCCAGUGCAUGUUUCUCGUUAUCAACCAUCGUUCGGUAACUCAGCAGGAGUAACCUUUAAUUUACCACCUCUCCCACUCUACACCACAGUGUCACAACCGACAGUGAUAGCACCGGCGCAUCCACAGGGGAAUCUUCGGUAUCCGACUACGUCGAGUUCCUAUGAUUCCUCUCCUUUCAGUCACGGUAUCCCACAACCUGGAAGGAUAACAUCUACGCCCCGCACGAGUGUGAGUACCUCUCAACGACCAAUAGGCAACGGUUCUGUAGUUCCACCACUGAACAGUGGACAUUUGGCAGCCAGGCAGACUGUAAAAGACCUGCCCAAAUUUGGCGGAGAUCCAGAAGAUUGGCCACGGUUCAUCGCAGCAUAUGAAAGAACAACCAGAAUGUGUGCUUUCCGAAAUGAUGAGCUGCUCGAUCGUCUAGAGAGAAGCCUGUACGAUAAAGCUCUCAAUAGUGUUAAAAGCCUGCUUCUGCACCCUGACAACGUUCCAGUAAUAAUGAACCGUUUGAAAACUCUCUUCGGGAACCCGGAGUUUAUUGUUGAAACGAUGGUGAAUAAGGUUAAAAUGAUGCCACCACCGAAAGCCGAGAAACUGGAAACCAUUGUAGAUUUCGGCGUUGCAGUGCAGAAUUUGUGUGCUACAAUUCAAGUAUGCCAAAUGGACGAACGUUUUUAUAACGUGGCGUUGCUCCAGGAACUUGUUGACAGUUUACCGCCGACAUUAAAAAUGAAAUGGGCAUUCUAUCGAAAGGAAAUCGGAGCAGCCACUUUACGGGAGUUCAAUGCGUGGCUUGGGAACAUGGUUGAUGCCAUAAGUCAGGUGAGCAGACCACAAGCUUACACGAAGCCUUUGAAGAUGGAGAAGAAAGGUCGGAAGGAAGAUGCCUUUGUACAUCUGCAUUCCGAACAACCGCCUGAGUUGAUCAAUCGCAGAGCAUGUUUAGCGUGUGCAGGAGAAUGCAGUAGUCUUGACAAGUGUAACAGUUUCUUAAGGAUGGUACCGAAUGCACGGUGGGCAUUAGUGAAUGAAAAGAAGAUCUGUCGAAAAUGCUUGACUAAACACUUUAGAACAUGCGAGAUAAAAGUUCCUUGUAACCAGAACGGUUGUAGUUUUUUGCACCAUCGUUUACUCCACGAUGAUAGCAAGCACCAGGGUCGUUCAUCGCCGAGUGAAUUAUUGGAAAAUUCUUCAUGUAAUGCACAUCACUGCCCGCCCGAUGGAGUGCUUUUGAAAUAUGUCCGUGUUACACUACACGGGAAGAACCGAUCGAUCGACACGUACGCCUUCCUCGAUGCUGGAUCAACCUCCACGUUAAUGGAGCAUAGCUUGUGGGAGGAGUUGAAUCUGGGUGGCGAGAGAAAUCCGCUAUGCAUCACAUGGACUGGCGGUCAAGGGAGAUACGAAGGAAAUUCAGUGAAAUGUUCCCUCGACAUAUCAGGUGCCCAAAAUCCAACCAAGCGUUUCUACCUUUCGAAAGUGCAUACUGUACGGAAACUGGAUCUUCCUUCGCAAUCGAUGUCUGCUACGGAGCUCACAAGAUACUUCCAAUAUUUAUCCGGUCUUCCUCUCGAAUCGUACUCUAAAGUGAAACCACGCAUCCUGAUAGGUGUGGAUAAUUCCAGAUUAGACUAUCCAUUGGACUCCAGAGAAGGGAGCUAUAGUCAACCUACUGCUGUACUGACGCGAUUGGGUUGGAUAAUCUACGGGCCAUGUUCAGUUGCAAAACGAUCGACGACUGUGAAGGAGAAUGCGUAUAGCUAUCACAUCUGUGAGUGUGAUGCCCUUCAGUCGGCUGUCAAGAAUUAUUUCGCUCUGGACAGUCUUGGAAUUCAACUCAAUGGGAAGACAUUGAUGUCGAACGAGGAUGAACGUGCGAUUAACCUGCUGCAGUCCAAUACCGUGUUGAAGGACAAGAAAUACGAAACAUGUCUUCUAUGGCGAUACGACAAUGUUAGGUUGCCGGAGAGUAAGGCAAUGGCUCUGAAACGUCAUAACUGUCUCGACAAGCGCAUGGAACGUGAGCCAGAGCUAGCUAGAGUAUUUCAGGAGAAAAUCUUUGACUAUAAAGCUAAAGGAUAUAUCCGUGAACUUCUAGCGCAUGAGGAGGAAAUGCAAAGAGAACGUUCGUGGUAUCUGCCAAUUUUUCCCGUGUUCAAUCCCAACAAACCCGGAAAGCUUCGGAUUGUGUGGGAUGCCGCAGCAAAAGUAGGCGCAGUUUCGCUGAAUACCUUUCUAUUGAAAGGCCCGGAUCUAGUUACGCCUCUUCCGCAAGUACUUCAUAGGUUUCGAGAACACCGAGUGGCGGUCUCCGGUGAUGUGCGCGAAAUGUUUCAUCAGGUCUUGAUGAACCGUGAUGAUCAGCAUUGUCUAAGGUUUUUCUGCAACGAAGGUUUCCCCGGUAAGGCUCCUACUGUAUAUGUUAUGCAGGUGAUGACGUUUGGUGCAAGCUGUUCGCCAAGCAGCGCACAAUACGUUAAGAAUCUAAAUGCAGAACGUUUCAGAACCCAGUUUCCGGAAGCAGUGGAGGCGAUCUGUAAAGGAACUUAUGUAGAUGACAUGUUAUACAGUGUCGAAACGGAAGAAGAGGCAGUUAGACUUGCUCAGAACGUACGCUUCAUCUAUUCUGAAGGAGGAUUCGAAAUCCGUGGAUGGUUGUCGAACUCUAAGAAGGUUGUGGAGUCCAUGGGCGAACACGGAAUUGCCGCGAAAAGUCUUGACCAAAAUGCGGAAUUGGCGACCGAAAAGGUCUUGGGAAUGUGGUGGGACACAAUCAGUGACACCUUUACUUUCAGAACUCCACAACGGUGCAGGCCUGAAUUAUUGUCUGGACAGCAGGUUCCUACGAAGCGGGAGGUAUUGCGGAUUCUCAUGUCAGUUUAUGACCCGCUAGGACUCCUCGCUAAUGUACUGAUGUACUUAAAAGUUCUACUUCAAGAGAUCUGGCGAAUGAAAAUAGGCUGGGAUGAGCCAAUAUCCGAUGAACUAUUUGCCAAAUGGAAAGCGUGGAUUAAUGUACUGAACAUGGUUGAGUCAGUAGCUGUCCCUCGAUGCUAUCGUACGACGACUUCCUCGUCCCUGAAAACCAACGAAGUUCAGCUCCAUAUUUUCGUUGAUGCGAGUGAGGAUGGGUAUGCAGCGGUCGCAUACUUUCGAUAUGAAGAAGGAGGCGUUAUUGAGUGUGCAUUCGUAACGGCCAAAACCCGUGUUGCUCCCCUGAAAUACGUUUCGGUUCCACGACUAGAGCUUCAAGCGGCAGUGAUUGGCACUCGUUUGGCAAGUUACAUUGAAGAAUCGCAUCGAGUUUCAGUGCGAAAACGGUUCUUCUGGACUGACUCGAGGGAUGUACUGUGCUGGCUACGGUCAGAUCAUAGAAGAUACAGCAAAUUUGUCGCGCCGAAGGUUGGCGAAAUCCUGGAGAAGACCGAGUUAACGGAGUGGUUUUGGGUACCAACCAAGUUGAAUGUAGCUGAUGAAGGAACGAAGUGGCAGAAGACUCCUGAUCUCUCGCCAUUAAGUCGGUGGUUUAGAGGACCUGAUUUCUUGCGGCAGCAGCGAAGUGCAUGGCCAGCCCAGCCAUUGGAUCAUGGUUCAACCACUAACGAGAUGAAGCUAUCAAUAAACGUACACGUUGCCCGUGAUACUCUCAUCGAUUUUUCUAAAUUCUCUAAGUGGCGGAAGCUCGUUCGGACCAUUGCCUGGGUGCUGCGGUUUCCGAGAAAUAUUAGAGCUAAACAUCAGCACAGCCAACCUACCAUCGGUAUCCUCCAGCAGAUGGAGCUCUUCGAAGCAGAGAACUUUAUUUAUCGACAAGCGCAGUUGGAGGAAUUCAGCGAAGAAAUGUCGUUACUGCACUCUGGAGCAUCAAUUCCAAAAGAUAGCUCGAUUUACAAACUGUCGCCCUUCCUGGAUGAGAACGGUGUACUGCGUAUGAGUGGAAGAACAAUUGGUUGCGAAUUCAUUGAACCAACUAAUGCUCAUACGAUCCUGCUGCCAAGGAAGCAUCCGGUUACUACUUGCGUCGUUAAAUCGGUUCACGAACAGUACCAUCAUCUCAACCACGAAACCGUAGUUAACGAGUUACGACAAAAAUAUCGCAUCCCGAGGCUUCGUAGUGUUUGCUACAAAAUCCGGCAAGACUGUCAGGCUUGUAAGAAUGCUAGAGCUAGUCCGCAACCCCCCCUAAUGGCAGAUCUUCCGCCAGCAAGGCUCGCUGGAUACACCAGACCCUUUGCCUAUGUCGGGAUCGACUACUUCGGCCCGAUCCAAGUAGUUGUUGGUAGACGCACAGAGAAGAGAUGGGGAGUACUCUUUACCUGCUUGGUGGUGCGCGCCAUUCACAUCGAAAUCGUACAUUCGCUCAACACAAGCUCGUGUAUUUUGGCGCUGCAAAAUUUCAUAGCCAGGAGAGGAACUCCGAUAGAAGUAUUCAGCGACCGUGGAACGAAUUUCGUUGGAGCGGAACGUGAGCUGCGUGAUGCAUUGCGUUCCAUAGACCACAGUAAACUCAUGGAAGAGAUUGUGACCCCAGACACUAAAUGGACUUUCUUGCCUCCAAGCAGUCCCCACAUGGGUGGAAGCUGGGAGAGAUUGGUCAAAUCGGUAAAGAAGAUAUUGUACCAGAUAAAACUUCCCAGGCUACCCACAGACGAAGUACUCAGGAACAAAUUGCUAGAGAUUGAGAAGACCAUCAACUCACGCCCCCUCACGUACAUACCUGUCGAAGAUGGCGAGAAAGAAGCACUAACGCCCAAUCAUUUUUUGUUGGGAUCAUCCAGCAGUUCCAAACCUCUUGUGCCGUACAACGACAGCCUCGCUACGCUAACCAAUAGCUGGAGAACUUCGCAGAUCUACGCCAACCUCUUUUGGAAAAGAUGGCUGCAGGAGUACUUGCCAUCGAUAAGUCGGCGCACAAAGUGGCAUUACCCGGUAAAGCCAAUCCAGAUUGGCGACGUAGUGAUAAUCACAGAUCCGGAUCUACCAAGGAACUCAUGGCCCAAGGGACGAGUUGUAGAUGUCAAACGCGGUAAAGACGGUCAAGUACGUAGCGCUACAGUGAAAACUGCAGUCAAUGUGUACGAACGACCUGCGGUAAAGCUGGCAGUUUUGGACGUCGGCGCAACACUUAGUAAGCAGGACCCAGGACCCUGCGUACUGGGGGGGAAUGUUACGCAAUAUGCGAAACGCGCCUCCGAUGUACAGAAACUAUCCUCGGGAAUCGGCACUAUCGGCAACACUGGUAAGGUUGACUAG
This is a messenger RNA of Sabethes cyaneus, 6348 nucleotides long. RefSeq lists its product as uncharacterized. NCBI's taxonomy places the organism in Eukaryota, Metazoa, Arthropoda, Insecta, Diptera, Culicidae. Gene Ontology annotation, molecular function: nucleic acid binding. The record is from RefSeq and is a predicted model, not a curated record. Bases 1 to 6348 code for a protein of 2115 amino acids. The transcript has a single exon. Gene Ontology annotation, biological process: DNA integration.